GGUUGAAAACGGCAAGAACUGUACGACAACUAACAGUAUCCACCCACAUCGAAUUGUGAUUGGCGCCAUUACACCAGUCACCGAGGUCCUAUGAAGUAGAGGAAAGCAGUAUUGAGACGGAGAGUCAGAGCCACCGACCUGUUGAGAGUGUGAGAGAGAGAUAGCAGUAGAGGAAAGCGAGUCGACAAAGAUGACGGAGGAAGUCUCAUUGAUGGAUGUCGACGAGGAGGAGAAUAACAACUGGAACCAGUCUUACAAGCCUUACCGUGGGAAAAAAGUUGUCGUUUCCGACGGCAAGGCCACCCCGUGGGUCGAGAAGUACCGCCCCCAGUCACUCGCCGAUGUGGCUGCUCAUCGUGAUAUUGUGGAAACAAUUGAUAGGCUGACCAGUGAGAACAGAUUACCCCAUUUGCUGUUGUAUGGUCCUCCUGGCACGGGCAAAACAUCAACCAUUCUUGCCGUGGCACGCAAGCUUUAUGGAGCACAAUACCACAACAUGAUUCUUGAGCUGAAUGCAUCAGAUGAUAGGGGAAUUGAAAUUGUGCGGCAACAGAUCCAAGAUUUUGCUAGCACUCAGAGUUUUUCAUUUGGUGCAAAAUCAUCUGUAAAGUUAGUCUUACUGGAUGAGGCAGAUGCUAUGACAAAGGAUGCUCAGUUUGCACUGCGUAGAGGUACAAAUUUCCAUAUUCACAUUAUUAUAUUUUUUCAAAAUAAAAUGCUGAAACUUAUAUUUUUUUUAAUGUUUUUUCUGUGUGAUCGAAAAGUUGUUUUUGACAGCAAUAAGUUAUUCACAUCUAGUGCUCAGAAGUGUGAGAUCUCCUUGGAAAUGUUGUCUGCUGGGGCUAGGUUGGAUGUUCAUGAGAGCGGCAUAGCGGCACUUGUACGGCUUAGCAAUGGUGACAUGAGAAAGGCUUUGAACAUCUUGCAGUCAACACAUAUGGCAUCUCAGCAUAUUACAGAAGAAGCUGUAUACCUGUGCACUGGAAACCCAUUGCCCAAAGACAUUGAGCAAAUAUCUCACUGGCUUCUGAAUGAAUCAUUUACGGAGAGUUUCAAACGAAUAUCUGAAAUCAAGACAAGAAAAGGAUUGGCUUUGGUGGACAUUGUCAGAGAAGUGACUAUGUUUGUUUUUAAGAUUAAGAUGCCAUCAGACGUUCGUAUUCAGUUGAUUAAUGAUCUGGCCGACAUUGAAUACAGGUUGAGCGUUGGAUGCAAUGAUAAGUUGCAAAUGGGAUCGCUAAUUGCUACCUUCACAAGAGCCAGAUCCACACUGGUUGCUGCUGCUGCUGCAUAGGAAUAAUACUUCAAUUUUGAGCAUCUUUCUUCUUUACUGUCAUUUUACCCGAGGUACAUUGCUCAACAGUUCCUCCUGAGAAUCUCAAGGUAUUUUCCAUUUUGGAAUCUUAGGUGCUUGGUUAUGUUGCUUAGGCUCGUGUAUAAUAUAAAACUGUUACUUCCUGUAAUUUGCCGGACAAGGAAUGUCAACCGUCGUAUUUAUCCUUCUAGUUUGAUUGUCCCA
Molecule: messenger RNA, 1519 nt
Organism: Carica papaya (papaya)
Lineage: Eukaryota; Viridiplantae; Streptophyta; Magnoliopsida; Brassicales; Caricaceae
Source: RefSeq, a predicted model, not a curated record